GAGGUAACAAGGUUCGCUCUUUACUACGAUUUGCACCGUGUAGAGAAGGCAAUAGGGUUGUAGAGGGGGAUUCUGUUUUCGGUAACAGAGAUCCGAAUCCAUUUCUGGGAUUUUUACCGAGUGGAUCAAGCAGCGUUGAGAAGGAGAAGGCCUGCUAAAGUGACAUUAUGCUAAAUAUGUGGAAAGUCAGGGAGCUUGUGGAUAAGGCUACUAAUGUGGUGAUGAACUAUUCAGAGAUAGAGUCUAAGGUUCGAGAAGCCACCAAUGAUGACCCUUGGGGCCCCUCUGGUCAGCUUAUGGGCGAAAUAGCCAAAUCUACCUUUAUGUAUGAGCAAUUCCCUGAGGUGAUGAACAUGCUGUGGACCAGAAUGCUGAAAGACAACAAAAAGAACUGGAGAAGAGUUUACAAGGCCUUACUACUACUAGCGUACCUCAUUAGAAAUGGAUCAGAACGAGUGGUUACGAGUGCCAGAGAACACAUCUAUGACCUGCGCUCUCUGGAAAAUUAUCAUUUUCUAGAUGAAAAUGGGAAAGAUCAAGGUAUCAAUGUACGGCAGAAGGUUAAAGAAAUGGUGGAGUUUGUCCAGGAUGAUGAUAGGUUACGGGAGGAAAGGAAAAAAGCUAAGAAGAACAAAGACAAAUACAUUGGAGUCUCAUCAGAUGGCAUGGGAGGCUUCAAACAAAGUAACUCGGGAGAGCGCUUUGACUCUGAGUCUAAAAGCAAGUGGGAUGAAGACUGGGAGAAAAGCAAAAGUGGAUUUCCUUUUAGUGAAAAGCUUGGCGAGAUCAGCGAUAAGAUCGGCAGCACCAUUGAUGACACAAUUAACAAGUUCCGCAAGAAAGACAGAGAGGACUCUCCUGAUCGAAUCAGUGAUAAUGAGGAGGAUAGAACAUCGCAGAACGGUCGGCCAGCUAAGUCCGAUUUUAAAGAUGAAGACGAGGCGGUAACAUCCAAGAGUGUGCAGGUGAUGCAGGCUGCUGAGACUACCCCUACCGCUAGUACUGCUACACGCAAAAGGGGUGGAAUGCCUUCCAAAACUGUGGAUUUGGGCGCAGCUGCACAUUACACAGGGGACAAGAGCAACCCAGAUGCAGACACUACAAAGACAUCAGGCAGUCAGUCUUCCAGUGGAGGUCUUUCAGAUUUGCUUGUAGUGGACUCCGAAACGACUCAGCCUGCACCUCAAGGUGGGACCUCGGACCUCAUUGCUGACUUUGCAGAUUUUUCCUCCCCAGCUGCUUCUGCUAGUCUCCCUUCAGCUGCUGGACCAGUAUCAACUGGCAAUGGAGAGUUUGGUGACUGGAGCGCCUUCUCAUCUGCUAGUCCACCUGAGUCUACAGCCUCAUGUGCUGUCCCAGAUCUUUUCAGCGAUGCUCCACCCUCCACCCAGCCACCUUCUGCCGAUCUUUUUGACCUGAUGGGCCCCGGUCAAUGCAGUCUGAAUUCCUCACAAAGCAUGACCUUUACUAUGUGCCCUCAGGGCACAGGGUUCACUAUGUCCAGAUCACAGACUCUAGGGGGGCCUGUGCACAGUUUAGCAGGUCCUUUGUUGCCUCAGCAGAUGGGAAUUCAGAAACCAGGUGGAAACGGCUCAAUGCCUGCUACGUGGUCUGACCCCAGCGUCAACAUCAGCUUGGACUUUCUGUCUAUGGGCAUGAACCCUCCUAAACCUUCACAACCUAGCCUCAACUCUAUGAUGCAGCAAGGUGUGCAGCCAUCUGUGAACCUGGUCACACACAACUUUUCUGGAAUGACACUUGACACCCAGCCUCUGCCUGCUAGACCAGCCAUGAACCCAGUAAUGGCAGGUGGGAACGUGGGUGUGGUAAUGGCUCCCACCAUGGCAACAGGUAACAUGGGAAUCGGUUCCAUGGUCAUAGGUGGAAUGCCUGCCAAUCAGAGUUUAAUUGGCAUGAACAUGGCAUCUGCUAGUUUUGGCCUCCCAAGUACCCUUGGCAUGUCUAGCAUGAGCAUGGAUCAGGGCAUGAGCUCUGCCAUGCUGCAACCCAAACCACAGGCCUUCCAGAACUUUGGCAGUUUUGGACAAUGAAAAACAGCACUGAAAAGAAAAUGGUGCAAAAAUAUCUUCUUAAUUAAAAGAAGGAGCUGCAUCCAGUAAAAUGGACAAAACUGAUGAAACUAGCCAUUGUCUGGACCCUUCAAUCAUUUAAUAUCAGCUGUUAACAGAUGUUUGGGGUGUGUGCAAAAUCUGUUUGUUUUUUUUGUUUGUUUUUUUGGAGUGAGAGUUGGUUGAUUAAGGGAGGAGUGCAUUUUUUUACUUUUUCUUUUUUUUUUUCUUUUCUUAAAUAUAAGUUACACUAAACUCUUUUAUGGUCUGGCAUGUUUGCCGAUGGCUGAUUAAAUGCAAAGGUCACUUUUA
Molecule: messenger RNA, 2381 nt
Organism: Silurus meridionalis
Lineage: Eukaryota; Metazoa; Chordata; Actinopteri; Siluriformes; Siluridae
Gene: clint1b
Product: clathrin interactor 1b
Exons: 12
Coding region: 168-2051 (627 amino acids)
Biological process (GO): endocytosis
Cellular component (GO): plasma membrane; endosome; clathrin vesicle coat
Molecular function (GO): clathrin binding; phospholipid binding
Source: RefSeq, a predicted model, not a curated record